UCUCCACAACACCAGCGGACAGGUGAGCGCCGGGGACACCUUUCAGCUGUCAGAGCGAUGCAUGAUGGUUAGUGUAGUACCGCGCUGCUAUCUCAAACUCCACUUUGACCCAUGUGACAGAGCCGUCAGUCUCAUUUGUGUGUACUGUGACAGAAAAAUGCGGAACUUGUGCGCAGCGUGGUUCUUCCUAUUUACAGAGAGUCAGUGAARCAGGUUCGAGACCCACAGAGAGUCCGUGCAGAGAAACAGCAAGUCCAUGUCAGGAUGGGUUUAACAUAGUUAACACUGCUUGCUCCUAUAACUAAAAGGGCGUAAACUUUUUUUUUUUGCAUUUUUAUUAUUUUAGUGAAUUUUUCUUACAUUUUUGCGCGCGGAGGCUGCCUUUGAAAAUGCGUUUUAAUGGAUAUCUAAGGCUCCGGAUCGGCGAGGCGCUGGAGCUGAAGCCAACCACCUUCUCCACCCGGCACACCGUCAUCUUCAACAAGACUCUUCAGGUCCUGGACCCCUACAUUAUGGUGAAGGUGGACGACUGCAAAGUGGGCCAAACUCACACCAAGCAGAAAACCAACACGCCGACGUACAACGAGGAGUUCAGCCUGAACGUGAACGACGGGAAGCAGAUCGAGCUGGCCGUGUUCCACGACACGCCGAUCGGCUACGACGACUUCGUGGCCAACUGCACCAUCCAGUUCGAGGACCUGAUCAAAACCUCCAACGGCGGGGAGACCUUCGAGGGAUGGAUGGACCUGGAGCCAGAAGGCAAAGUGUUCGUCAUCAUCACUCUCACCGGAUCCUUCACUGACGACGACGCCAUAGCGAAAGAGAACAACCACAAGCAGUUCACCCGGACGCGUCAGGGCGCCCUGAGACGGAAGAUCCAUCAGGUCAACGGACACAAGUUCAUGUCCACGUUCCUCCGUCAGCCCACCUUCUGUUUCCACUGCAAGGAGUUCAUUUGGGGGGUGUUUGGAAAACAGGGUUAUCAGUGUCAAGUGUGUACCUGUGUAGUUCAUAAACGAUGCCAUCAGCUGAUUGUUACUGUGUGUCCGCGCAUGAAGAAGCCACCAAAAGAGCAGCCCGUAACUCAAGGCUUUAGCAUCAACAUUCCUCACAAGUUCAACAUCCACAACUACAAGUCGCCCACCUUCUGUGACCACUGCGGGUCGCUGCUGUGGGGGAUUGUCCGACAGGGGCUGCACUGCAAAAUUUGUAAAAUGAACGUUCACAUCCGCUGUAAAGGCAACGUUGCUCCCAACUGCGGCGUCAACAGUGUGGAACUGGCCAACAAGCUCGCAGAGAUGGGUCUGCAGGCUGGAGGACUUUCCAAAAGAAACACAAUUGUCAAAAGUUCCGAGCAGAGGAGGAUUUCCUCUGAGAGGAUGGAGAACACGAGUUCAGAAACUCAGCAGCAGAGCCUCCGGCUGGGAAUUUCAGACUUCACGUUCCUGCAAGUGCUCGGAAAAGGCAGCUUUGGGAAGGUGAUGCUGGCGAAACUAAACGACAAAGACAGCGUUUUUGCCAUCAAGGUUUUGAAGAAGGACAUCAUCUUGCAGGACGAUGAUGUUGAGUGCACCAUGACAGAGAAGCGAGUGCUGUCUUUGGCCCGCUGUCAUCCCUACCUCACGCAACUGUACUGCUGUUUCCAGACACCGGAUCGUCUCUUCUUCGUGAUGGAGUUUGUUAACGGCGGUGAUCUCAUGUUCCACAUCCAGAAGUCACGGAAAUUUGAAGAGGCCCGAGCUCGUUUCUACACGGCAGAGAUCACGUCUGCGCUUACGUUUCUGCACAGCAAAGGCAUCAUUUACAGGGACUUGAAACUGGACAAUGUUCUUCUGGAUAAAGACGGUCACUGUAAGCUGGCGGAUUUCGGAAUGUGCAAGGAGGGGAUGUUUGACGGUGUGGCGACAGGAACGUUCUGUGGGACCCCGGAUUAUAUCGCCCCGGAGAUCCUACAGGAGAUGCUGUACGGCCCCUCCGUCGACUGGUGGGCGCUCGGGGUGCUGCUGUACGAGAUGCUGUCAGGACACGCCCCCUUCGAGGCCGAAAACGAAGACGACCUCUUCGAAUCCAUCCUGAACGAAGAGAUUGUUUAUGCGUCGUGGCUCAGCGCAGACGCCGUGGAUAUACUCAAAGCUUUCCUGACCAAAAACCCCGUGCGGCGUCUAGGCUGCGUACCAUCAGAAGGCGGCGAGAACGCUGUGAUAAGCCACGCCUUCUUCGCUGGCAUUGACUGGGACAAACUGAACCGCAGAGAAAUCGAGCCACCGUUCAAGCCGAGGAUUAAAACGCCGGAAGACGUCAACAACUUCGAUCCGGAUUUCACUCAGGAGGAGCCCACCCUCACGCCCAUCGAUGAACCUGUGAUUCCUUCAAUCAACCAGGAGGAGUUUAGAAACUUUUCCUUCACUUCACCUGACCUGCUCGAGCUCUGAAUGCCUCGAACAUCCUCCUCCCCGGGUCAUUCCGUCUACCACCGCUUCUUGGAGCUUUCAGYAUCGCUGAGAUGUGAACAGAAAGUCAAGAAGUGAUAGAUCAACUCUGUUGCACUCACGGUAUUCCGGACAUCGCAGUUUGAGCAGAUUGUGAAAUCACGUUUAGUUUUUACUGUCAUACGACUUAAUUAACACACCCAUGCAAAGUGUGUUUUGAAAUGCUUUCGUGUUGUAAUGAAUUUGCUUCCUUUUACUCCAAAUGAAAAAAAAGCACUUUUUUAAAAAUAUUUAAUGGUAUGCCCUCCAGUUUUUCUUCAUGCGCACACAAAAAUAAUAAUUAAGAAGACAUUAGAAUGGUUUUUGAACAAGCGAGCCAGAUUCCCAUGAAAAUCGAAAUGCCGUUUUAAUCCAGGAAAGACUGACAGAGCAGAUGAAAUAGCUUUUCAAUGACGCAUCCCUGGCUCGAGAAAAAUCCUAAUUCACACAGACCCGAGUCCUCUGGCUGGAGGAGAGUUUUCUGUCCGCUCUAAAAAAAUAAAAAUAAAACAGCACAGAUAGCAAGAAAAACUAGGUCAAAACUUUAAUUAACACUCUAAAAUACACUUGUAGAAUAAUUAGUAGUGUGUAUAAAGUAUUAAUGACAUCUUUGCAUCCCUCUCAGAGUGGCUUUCUGUGUUACUGUAUCAGGCAGGCACAUUAGAGAUGCAGCGUUACAUUGGAGGCAAUCUGCUGACUCAUGCUGAUAAGGAAGUUUACCAAAAACUAAAUCAGUGGAUUUCAUCACACGGUAGAUUUUAAAACAGUGCAACAAUGUUAUAUAUGAGUAUUAUGUGUAUUUAAAGUCCUCGAGGAGCAACAGUAAUCCCUCAGUCCUCUGUUCUGGUUUACGCUCACUCACAGCAAGCACAGAGUCUUUGAAAGCUUCCAGGUCUGCGUGGGCAGCCUGCUCUGGAAGUGGGAACUCGUUUCAAACAUGCAAAUGCAAAGAAGAAGAAGAAAAAAGAAAAGUGUAUUAAAUGUUCUUUUUACUGAACAAUUCUGUCUCUAUGAGAAGUGAAAGUGAAAAGAGAGCUUUGAUACUUUAACCUACAUUAUAGUUCAUGGACUAUUAGUGUAACAGUUACUGAUCCUCUCGUAGGAGGCCUGUUUUUUUUUUUUUUUAACAUUGCAGCCUUAUAGAGGAUAAACAGGAAACCACACACCACGUCAUUACUGUUGCCUGCAAUCAAAAAAAGAAGAUGAAGGUGACGGAUUCGUCCCCGAGCAGCAGUUAAAUGUAUUUUAUUACAACGAGCCGUCAUCUGUGGUGCAUUUAAAUGAUUUAAAAUGACAAAAAAAAGACAAAGCUGAACAUCUUGCAGUUGGACCUGCACAGACAGGAACGAGCCAGUACACGAGUUCUUCCUGUUAGCAUGAAGGAGGAAGUCUUCAGGCUCCACAUGCGUUUAUCUCCUGCACCACAUGUCCUGUGUGGGACUGGAAAUUGGCAGCUUCAGAUGCUGAAUUGUAAUCUGGUGUGUUCCUAACUGAACUGAAUUUUUUUUAUAUAAAGUUUUCUUUCUGAAAGUUG
This is a messenger RNA of Austrofundulus limnaeus, 4002 nucleotides long. RefSeq names its product protein kinase C, eta, a (gene prkcha). Bases 390 to 2432 code for a protein of 680 amino acids. The transcript is spliced from 14 exons. NCBI's taxonomy places the organism in Eukaryota, Metazoa, Chordata, Actinopteri, Cyprinodontiformes, Rivulidae. Gene Ontology annotation, molecular function: ATP binding; diacylglycerol-dependent serine/threonine kinase activity. Gene Ontology annotation, biological process: protein phosphorylation. The record is from RefSeq and is a predicted model, not a curated record.